Messenger RNA from Cheilinus undulatus (humphead wrasse), 3670 nucleotides. Its product is annotated as NACHT, LRR and PYD domains-containing protein 3-like. Gene Ontology annotation, molecular function: protein binding. The record is from RefSeq and is a predicted model, not a curated record. Bases 105 to 3443 code for a protein of 1112 amino acids. The transcript is spliced from 11 exons. NCBI's taxonomy places the organism in Eukaryota, Metazoa, Chordata, Actinopteri, Labriformes, Labridae.
CUGUCCCGGUGCGACUCAGACCUGUUCACUUUGUUGAAGCUGAACUCCAUUAGUGUUGCUGUUGUAGUGACGGCGUGCAGCUCCCCAGCAGGGGGCGCACUACUAUGGCUCAAUGUGAGGACACAGAGGAGGGAGUCCCUCCCUCUGCAACCUCUCUAUGUGGAGAAGAUGAAGCUCUGAGGAUGAAGAAGCAGAGACCAGACUCUCCUGGACCCAGCUGUGUGUCCAUGAAGAGUGACCGGUCCAAAGGCCUUGGUGUUAACUUUAAAGUUGGACAUUCUGCUGACAGAAGAGAUCAACUGAAGAGCUCAGAGGUUCAUAGCGAUCAGUCGGCCCAGCAGAAUCCAGCAGACCUGGACUCCACAUUUAUGAAUGAGCUGAACAGAAUGCAGAGAGUUCUGAGUCCAGAUUACCCAGAAUGCUUUGAGAGUCAAAGUAAAGAUGAAGAUGAGAUGGGAAGCUACAAAGAGGCAUUUCUAAAGAAAACUCCCCAUUUCCUGAGAGGAAUGAAGCAGGAGGAGCUGGCUGACUGUCUGCAGAGCAUGGCUGCUGCUUCAGUGUGCCAACAGAAACUGAAGUCUAACCUAAAGGAUAGGCUCCAGUGUGUGUUUGAGGGGAUCGCUAAAGCAGGAAACCCAACCCCUCUGAAUCAGAUCUACACAGAGCUCUACAUCACAGAGGAAGGGACUGGAGAGGUCAGUGAGGAACACGAGGUCAGACAGAUCGAAACAACAUCAAGGAAAGCAGACAGAGCAGAAACUACCAUCAGACAGGAAGACAUCUUUAAAGGCCCACCUGGAAGAGAUGAACCGAUCAGAACAGUGAUGACGAAGGGCGUGGCUGGCAUUGGGAAAACAGUCUUAACACAGAAGUUCACUCUGGACUGGGCUGAAGGCAAAGCCAACCAGGACAUCCAGUUCACAUUUCUUUUCACUUUCAGAGAGCUGAAUGUGCUGAAAGAGAAAAAGUUGAGCUUGGUUGAACUUGUUCGUGACUUCUUUAUUGAAACCAAGGAAGCAGGACUCUGCAGGUUUGAAGAGUUCCAGGUGGUCUUCAUCUUUGACGGUCUGGAUGAGUGCCGACUUCCUCUGGACUUCCACAACAAUGAGAUCCUGACUGAUGUUAGUCAGUCCACCUCAGUGGAUGUGCUGCUGACAAACCUCAUCAGGGGGAAACUGCUUCCCUCUGCUCGCCUCUGGAUAACGACACGACCUGCAGCAGCCAAUCAGAUCCCUCCUGGGUGUGUUGACAUGGUGACAGAGGUCAGAGGGUUCACCGACACUCAGAAGGAGGAGUACUUCAGAAAGAGAUUCAGAGAUGAGGAACAGGCCAGCAGAAUCAUCUCCCACAUCAAGACAUCCCAAAGCCUCCACAUCAUGUGCCACAUCCCAGUCUUCUGCUGGAUCACUUCUACGGUCCUGGAGGAUCUGCUGAAGACCAGAGAGGGAGGAGAGCUGCCCAAGACCCUGACUGAGAUGUACAUCCACUUCCUGGUGGUUCAGACCAAAGUGAAGAGCAUCAAGUAUGAUGGAGGAUCCGAAAUUGAUUCACAGUGGAGUCCAGAGAGCAGGGAGGUGAUUGAGUCCCUGGGAAAACUGGCUUUUGAGCAGCUGCAGAAAGGAAACCUGAUCUUCUAUGAAGCAGACCUGACAGAGUGUGGCAUCGAUAUCAGAGCAGCCUCAGUGUACUCAGGAGUGUUCACACAGAUCUUCAGAGAGGAGAGAGGACUGUACCAGGACCAGGUGUUCUGCUUCAUCCAUCUGAGUGUUCAGGAGUUUCUGGCUGCUCUUCAUGUCCAUCAGACUUUCUUCAACUCUGGAGUUAAUCUGAUAGAAGAGGAACAAACAACAUCUCAAGUGUCUAAAACAUUUAAGGAGAGUGACAAUCUUCUCCUCCUCCAGAGUGCAGUAGACCAGGCUUUAGAGAGUCCAAACGGACACCUGGACUUGCUCCUGCGUUUUCUUCUUGGUCUCUCUCUAGAAACCAAUCAAAAACACUUAAGAAGUCUUCUGACUCAGAAAACAAGUGGCUCACCGACAAAUCAUAAAGCAGUCCAAUACAUAAAGAAGAAGAUAAAUGAGGAUCUGUCUGCAGAGAAAAGCAUCAACCUGUUCCACUGUCUGAAUGAACUGAAUGAUGGUGCUCUAGUGGAGGAGAUCCAACAGUCCCUGAGAUCAGGACAUCUCUCCACAGAUAAACUAUCUCCUGCUCAGUGGUCAGCUCUGGUCUUCUUCUUACUGUCAUCAGAAGAAGAUCUGGACAUGUUUGACCUGAAGAAAUACUCUGCUUCAGAGGAGGCUCUUCUGAGGCUGCUGCCAGUGGUCAAAGCCUCCAACAAAGCUCUGUUGAGUGGCUGUAACCUGUCAGAGAGAAGCUGUGAAGCUCUGUCCUCAGUCCUCAGCUCCCAGUCCUCUAGUCUGAGAGACCUGGACCUGAGUAACAACAACCUGCAGGAUUCAGGAAUUGAUCUUCUUAUUAGUGGACUGAGGAGCCCACACAAUAAAUUGGAAACUCUUAGGUUGAGUCUCUGUAACCUGUCAGAGAGAAGCUGUGAAGCUCUGUCCUCAGUCCUCAGCUCCCAGUCCUCUAGUCUGAGAGACCUGGACCUGAGUAACAACAACCUGCAUGAUCCAGGAUUGAAGCUUCUGUCUGAUGGACUUAAGAGUUCAGACUGUAGACUGGAAACUCUCAGUCUGUCAGGCUGUCUGAUCUCAGAAGAAGGUUGUGCGCCUCUGGCCUCAGCUCUGAGCUCCUCCUCCCACCUGACAGAUCUGGACCUGAGCUACAAUCAUCCAGGAGAACGAGGAGAGAAUCUUCUGUCUUCUCGACUGAAGGAUCCAGACUGCAGACUGGAGACACUGAGGUUGGACCAUGGUGGACUGCACAGGCUGACGCCUGGUCUGAGGAAGUACGCCUGUGAGCUGGAAGUGGACACAAACACAGUGAGCAAAUACCUCAAACUGUCUGACAACAACAGGAAGGUGACAAAUGUGUGGGAGGAUCAAUCAUAUCCUGAUCAUCCAGACAGAUUUGACUGGUCUCAGCUGCUGUGUCGAACUGGUCUGACUGGUCGCUGUUACUGGGAGGUCGAGUGGAAAGGAUCUGUUUAUGUAUCAGUGAGUUACAGAGGAUUCAGAAAGAAAGGAGACAUUAAUGAAUGUGUGUUUGGAUAUAAUGAUCAGUCCUGGAGUCUGAUCUGCUCUGAUGAUGGUUACUCUGUCCGUUACAAUGACAGAGUAACAGACAUCUCCUCUUCAUCAGGCUCUGGUAGAGUAGCAGUGUAUGUGGACUGUCCUGCUGGCUCUCUGUCCUUCUACAGAGUCUCCUCUGACACACUGAUCCACCUCCACACCUUCAACACCACAUUCAGUGAACCUCUUUAUCCUGGGUUUAGGCUCUGGUAUCCUGAUUCUUCAGUGUCUCUGUGUGGUGUGUCAGUCUGAGCAGUGGCGUGCACAGACUUUUUCAAGGGCAGGGGCGAAAAGAAAAAAAAGGGCAUGUACAGCGCGUUCUCGCCACAGAAGAGUUCACUAAGUUUCGCGUGUUUUCAAGGGCAUGUUUAUAUGUUAUACAAAUGUUUGUAGUUAGGAUCAGCAUCCACAAGAAGUGUGUAGAUUCAAUGUUGGACUGUGAAGAACACACAGAAAUAAAUAAAUAAAUCCCUAGGGGG